AUGGUCCAGAUCAGCGAAGUGAAGGGCAACUCGCGCGAGAACAGAACCGCGGCGCAUACACACAUUCGGGGUCUUGGCUUGCGCUCUGAUGGAACUCCCGAAACCUCUGCUGAUGGUUUCGUUGGACAGGGAGCUGCCCGUGAGGCAUGCGGCGUUGUGGUGGACUUGAUCAAGGCGAAGAAGAUGGCUGGACGCGCCGUACUACUUGCUGGUGGCCCCGGAACCGGAAAGACUGCUCUGGCCCUUGCUGUGUCACAGGAGCUGGGAACCAAGGUUCCUUUCUGUCCCAUCGUGGGCAGCGAGGUCUACUCUGCAGAGGUCAAGAAGACCGAGGCAUUGAUGGAAAACUUCCGCAGAGCUAUUGGUCUCCGUGUUCGCGAAACGAAGGAAGUUUAUGAGGGAGAAGUCACAGAGCUCACCCCCGAAGAGACCGAGAACCCUCUUGGUGGAUACGGACGCACGAUUAGCCACCUGAUCAUUGGAUUGAAGUCUGCCAAGGGCACUAAGAAGCUGCGCCUGGAUCCUAGCAUCUACGAAGCCAUCCAGAAGGAGCGCGUCACAGUCGGAGACGUUAUCUACAUUGAAGCAAACACCGGAGCAUGCAAGCGAGUCGGCCGAUCCGACGCCUAUGCGACCGAAUUCGACCUUGAGGCAGAGGAGUAUGUGCCCGUUCCCAAGGGCGAGGUCCACAAAAAGAAGGAGAUCGUCCAAGAUGUGACCCUCCACGAUUUGGAUAUGGCAAAUGCGCGCCCGCAGGGCGGUCAAGAUGUUAUGAGCAUGAUGGGCCAGCUGAUGAAGCCCAAGAAGACCGAGAUUACGGACAAGCUGCGCCAGGAGAUUAACAAGGUUGUCAACCGCUACAUUGACCAGGGUGUUGCAGAGCUGGUGCCCGGUGUUCUGUUCAUUGACGAGGUCCACAUGCUCGACAUCGAGUGCUUCACAUAUCUGAACCGCGCUCUUGAAUCGAGCAUCUCCCCCAUUGUCAUCCUUGCCUCCAACCGCGGCCACACAGUCAUUCGUGGCACUGACGACAUUAGUGCCGCUCACGAGAUCAAGACCAUCAUUCGCUUGCGCGCCAAGGUUGAGGGUCUCGUCAUUACAGAGCCAGCUUUGAACAAGGUUGCCGAGCAUGGCAGCAAGGUUAGCUUGCGGUAUGCCUUGCAGCUGUUGACCCCCGCCAGCAUCCUUGCGCGCGUCAAUGGCCGCCCGGCUGGAAUUGAAGAGGCCGAUAUUACGGAAUGCGAAGAUCUCUUCCUUGAUGCCAAGCGAAGUGCCGUCAUUGUUGGUCGGGAUAGCGACAAGUUUUUGUCAUAG
Penicillium brevicompactum is the source of this 1314-nucleotide messenger RNA. It is a transcript of the gene rvb1, whose product is annotated as RuvB family ATP-dependent DNA helicase pontin. The coding region runs from base 1 to 1314 and encodes 437 amino acids. Gene Ontology annotation, biological process: chromatin remodeling; box C/D snoRNP assembly; regulation of transcription by RNA polymerase II. The transcript is spliced from 5 exons. The record is from RefSeq and is a predicted model, not a curated record. Gene Ontology annotation, cellular component: NuA4 histone acetyltransferase complex; Ino80 complex; R2TP complex. NCBI's taxonomy places the organism in Eukaryota, Fungi, Ascomycota, Eurotiomycetes, Eurotiales, Aspergillaceae. Gene Ontology annotation, molecular function: DNA helicase activity; ATP binding; ATP hydrolysis activity.